AUGGGUGCGCAACAGUCCUCCAGCCAGGGUAGUGGCAACGACGCCGCAGCUCCCACGCAAAAGACGUGCUACUACGAGCUGCUAGCAAUCGACAAACAUGCUACCGAUGAAGAGAUCAAAAAGGCCUACCGUAGAAAGGCGCUCGAACUCCACCCCGACCGUAAUCUAGAUAAUGUUGCCGUCGCGACCCAGAAGUUCGCAGAAGUCCAAUCCGCCUACGAGGUCCUCUCCGACCCCCAGGAGAGGGCAUGGUACGACUCCCACCGUGAUGCCAUCCUCCGCGGGGAGGACGCCGACGGCGGCGGCGGCGACCAACCUUCGACGUUCCGCAAUGUUCGCCUGACCUCCACCGAGGAGAUCCUGAGCCUGAUGCGAAGAUUCAACACCACAAUACCCUUCAACGACGAGCCCACGGGCUUCUACGGGAUCGCGCGGGAGACCUUCGAACACCUGGUCCUGGAGGAGCAGGCCGCCGCCGACUUCGACGAUGUCGACUGCCCCGACUACCCCACCUUUGGCCAGAGCGACGACGACUACGACACGGUAGUCAGGACCUUCUACAGCUCCUGGGCCAACUUCUCGACGAGGAAGUCCUUCUCGUGGAAGGACAAGUACCGGCUGUCAGAUGCCCCCGACCGUCGCGUCCGCCGCCUAAUGGAGAAGGAGAACAAGAAGCUGCGCGAGGACGCCGCGCGCGAGUUCAACGACGCCGUCCGGUUCCUUGUCACCUUCGUCCGGAAGCGCGACCCCCGAUACCUUCCCAACAGCCAGACCGAGUCCGACCGCCAAAAGGCCAUGCGCGACGCGGCGGCGGCGCAGGCGGCCCGCUCGCGCGCAGCCAACCAGGAGAAGCUCGCCUCGGCCCAAGUUUCAGAUUGGGUGACGGCCCGGGAGAACGAGGUCGAGGAGGACCAUUUCGAGGAGUCCGAGGAGUCCGAGGAGGAAGAGUCUGAAAUCGAGGUUCUGGAAUGUGUUGUGUGCAACAAGGAGUUCAAGAGUAUAAACCAACUCGAGGCUCACGAGAGAAGUAAGAAGCACACCAAGGCUGUGCAGCAACUUCGUCGUCAGAUGAGGAAGGAGGGUGCCGAGUUGGAGCUGGACUCGGGGACGAAAUCACAUACGAAAGAAGAAGCGAACUCAAAGUCGAAAUCGAAAUCAAAGGACAACUUAGAUUCGGAAUCAGAAACCGAGGCUGAUGCGCCGCAGGCUCAAAGUCCCUCCUCACCAAGCAUUGCACCACAAGAAGAUCUAGCUGCAGAGGAUAGCAAGAACAACGAAUCGCAAGUUCCCGAGCAGGAUGCCGAUACGCCCAGUUCUGACGACGGUGAUUAUGCGCCUCGCAGCGCUGUUCAGGAUCGGUUGUUCGAGUCGGACUUACACGUUGUUGUGGACGAAGACGACCAAGAGCUGGCUGCAGCGUUGGGCGAAACCUCCAUCAACGAAACUGCCGCACCAGAAAAGAAAAAAGGAAAGGCAAAAAUGAAGAGAGAAAAGAAGGCGGCCCGUGAAGCAGAGGCUACAGACACACAUCGAUGCGGUGUGUGCCAAGAGACGUUUCCGUCACGGACAAAGUUGUUUCAGCAUAUUAAUGAUGAGGGUCAUGCUACGCCUGUGCCAUCAAGUACCAAAAAACGCCCCAAGGGCACGAGGAAGCGAUAG
Messenger RNA from Clonostachys byssicola, 1659 nucleotides. The record is from the annotation of a GenBank genome assembly. NCBI's taxonomy places the organism in Eukaryota, Fungi, Ascomycota, Sordariomycetes, Hypocreales, Bionectriaceae.